Molecule: messenger RNA, 819 nt
Organism: Suillus discolor
Lineage: Eukaryota; Fungi; Basidiomycota; Agaricomycetes; Boletales; Suillaceae
Exons: 9
Coding region: 1-819 (272 amino acids)
Source: RefSeq, a predicted model, not a curated record
AUGGCGCCCAGAAAAAAAGUCUCAACGACUGAUCCGCUUGUCUCACACAGACGGCACUUUGGUCGGACAGUGUUUGCGCUUCUGAGAUUGGAACAAAUGGAAGAUACACCGCUGGAAAACUUCCCUGCUGAAGAGCGGCGGGAACAUCAUGUCUUUGAGCAGCUUUUGGAAUCUUAUCCAGGUCUUCUGGAACGAUUAAAAAAACGGAUCGGCAAGGGAGCUGCUGGUGCCAGAGGUGAUGACACGAAAACAUUGAAGUCUGCGGUCCUUGAUUGGAUCACUCCGAAAGGAGAAGCUAUCCAGCCUCCUCUACAUAGGAACUCGAAGGUCGAUCGUGGAUUUAAUCACGAACUUACAGGGACCAAAAUGAACCUACGAAGUGGCGAACUAUGGUUUCUCUGCUGUAUGGUACUCCACCAGGCUUACAAACACGUGUUCACGUCUCCAAGUUCGGUCGAGAAGGAGCCGAAAGCUACGCGAUCCGGAAACGCCUGCCUCCAUGGCAUGACCUCUGUCACUAUCGCCUCCAUUGCUUAUAUCGCAACACAAGUCCGGUUUGCUCUGAGCUCCUCCUCGGUGUUCUCAAGGACCGAUAUGACUACAGAUUCAGAGACCUUUUACCACAGUCUUCUUGACCUCCUUAAAGAUCCUGAAGAGUCCAAGGAAGUUCACGAGCUAUUGACAUGGUGGAAUCGCCAAAUAUUUCCCACUUCUUCGGCUGCCAAGCGCCCUAUUAGUGCCAACAGUGCGUUGUCGAAGAUUCGACAAAGACACCUUGCUUUGAAACAAUCCUCAAUUUCGAACGUAGCCACUUCAUAG